AUGUCACUCCCGAUGCACCUCCGGUCGUACCGGGACAAGUCUAAGGACGAGGUCACCCGCGACUUCUUCAAUGUCCCCCUUCAAGAACACCUCCCAGCCCCGGAUCAGCCCCCGGCCGUGGUCAAGAUACGCAACAACAAUGUCAAUGAAGAGAGGCUGGGGCAGGGUAUGGAGAUCAAUGCGGUGCUUAGCGUGGAGGGAAAGGAAGAGGUCUAUGCUGGGAGACUGUCUCUAUUACCGCCAUUCCUAUGCUUCAUCUCGCUCGACCGCAAGUCGUGUCGCUGUACUCUCCCUUUGUAUACCAUUCGUCGUGUCGAGCGACUCAAUUCUCGUGCGGGCGUAUUCGCGCUGUCAUUAGCUACUUGGCAUGGUAUGCGGAUUGUCUUGCAGCUCACUGCUUUGUUACCGACCGCCGAGCACUUUUCGAUCUUGCUUCGCGAUGCGCUCAAAUCUCAGGUACGUCUCCCCUCACAUGUUACAGGAACAUGUUCUUACUGUUCACAGCUUCCCGAAAUGAAGAAGCUCAAGCUCUUCCUCCCAACCUUGUACUCUGAGUAUCUACUCGCGCCGCCAAACGCAAGUAACCAGACGCAGACCGAAGAUCUAAUCUCCACAAGCGACUUGGCGUCCUCCGGAGCAGCGCAUGAUGGGGAAGGAGACUUGAGAGGUCCCGGGGGUGAAGGCAAGGGCGAAUAUGAGAGAGGGCUGGGAGAAACAUUCGGAUUUCCGGGUGAUGCUCGCAAGAUGAGGGAAAGGAGUAAGAUGAGGCUUUGGAGAGAAUACUACAUGAUUCACGGACGCAAUUUUACCUUGUUGAGAUAUCCACCAUUCCAGAGAUUACUUCAAGUUGGUCUUCCUUCGAGAUUGCGCGGAGAACUUUGGGAGGUCAUGUCAGGAUCUAUCUACCUUCGAUACGCCAACCCUCAGACUUAUUCUCUUCUGCUUUCACAAAAUGCUGGCAAGCAUUCUCAAUCUACGGACGAGAUCGAGAAAGACCUCAACCGCUCUUUGCCUGAAUACAAGGCUUACCAGACCGAUGAGGGUCUGGACAAACUAAGAAGGGUGCUCGUGGCAUAUAGUUUCAGAAACCCGGAACUAGGGUAUUGUCAAGCUUUGAACAUCGUCGUCGCUGGUCUUCUGAUCUACAUGUCAGAAGAACAAGCGUUCUGGCUACUGGAAAUCCUUUGCGACCGAAUCUUGCCUGGAUACUACAGCCCCUCAAUGGAAGGGACACUUCUUGACCAGCGAGUGUUUGAAUCUCUGGUCCAACGUUGCUUGCCCAUGAUUCAUGAGCACUUCCGUUCGGUCGACGUGCAGAUCUCGGUCGCUUCCCUACCUUGGUUCUUGAGUCUGUAUAUCAACUCAAUGCCUCUCAUCUUUGCUUUCAGGAUUGUGGACUGUGUUCUCGCCAUGGGAGUAAAGGUGCUUUUCCAGAUUGGUCUGGCGGUGUUGAAGAUCAAUGGUGAAGAGUUGCUUGAGAUUACCGACGAUGGGAUGUUCAUCAACCUCAUGCGCCAAUACUUUUCCACCAUCGGUGACUCUGCCCACCCCGACCACGCUGAUCCUCGCGUGCGGGCCAUCACCAACUUUCAGGAACUCCUUGUUGUCGCCUUCCGCGAAUUCAGCGUAAUCACAGACGAGACCAUUUUGAGUGAGCGCAAGAGAUUGCGGGCAAUCAUCAGUGAUGAGAUUGAAAAGUUCUCCAAGCGAGCCGCUGUGAGAAACUUGAAGAAGGUUGGCAAAUUUAGCAAAGAGCAGACUGGUAUCAUCUACGACCACUACUUUGCAGCGGUCUGUUCACCAGAAGCUGGGCCAGCUGUCCACCCCUCAGUUGUCAGCCUGCCAGGUGAUCAAUUUGAUCAGCCGCGUAUACAAGUAGACGCCCAGGGCAGGGUCGAGACGAGGGUCGAUUCAAAGACCUUCAAGAUCUUCUUGAGUGGAAUAGCGACCUGGGCGAGGGAGGAGACCGUGACGACCAAUGCUUUCAUGCAGAGGACAGACAAGAAGAUCGCAGAUCACGAUCUGCUUGAUAGAUUGUUCUUUGCUUGGGACCAUCAAGGCCAAGGGUCGCUAUCUCUCCAAGACGUCGUCAUUGGUCUAGACAGAGUCAUGUCCGCUGGACUGAUGGAGUCUAUAGAGUGGUUCUUUGAGCUCCACGACAAAGACAAGGAUGGCUAUCUCACGAAAGAUGAAGUCAUUCGCCUUUCGGAAUCACUUCUAUUCAUCUUCCGCAACGAACCUGGAGACAUUUACCUUGCCUCGGUCUCGAAAUUCAUUCUCAACGCAUUUGAAUUUGGCGAUGCCACUGCUCCAGAAGGAAGCGAGACUGCUAGCAGUGUCCGGGAAAGGUCGGAUUCGACUGCUGCUCCACACAAUGUACCUUACCUAAAUCUACCCACCUUCCGUAUGGUCGUUUUGGCGGAUGAGCUUCUGGAAAGCUUCUUUGACCAUGACCUACCUGCAUCGUUCAAGCUUGAAGUCGCAGAGGCAGAGGACUAUCACCAGGCCCACCAACGGCCAGAUGGUCUGUUGGGCGGUCUCAUGAACCUCGUCGUAACCAACGAGAACAAGUCGCGACUCAAUCGCUUUGCAGACGGGUUUGGUGCAGCGCUUGGCAAGCAUGCCGAAUGGCGCAAACCUUCCUUGGCCAAGGCAGCAGACCCAGCUGUAGCCAACGCGUCCACCGACCUGCGCGCUCGCGAGUCACUACUCACUCCUGCCCAGCAACAAGGCUUCUUCCAACGCAACCGCUCCUCUUCUUCAACUUCCCACAUCUCCCAAGCUUCCCAAGCUUCUCAAGCGUCCAACAAGACUGGAUCCACCAUCGGAGGAGCCAGCAUGGAAGAGAAGCGAAGCCUGGCCGACGUGGCUGCGCGGUACAGAGAAGAGUCGCAGAUGGUCAAGGCAGCCCAAGAGGCCGUCAUGCAGCGUCCCAACUUUGCUAUCGAUGCGAUUGGUGAUAGUGAUGACGAGGGAGAUGAGGAAGAGGACGGUGAAGGGGGAGAUGACGAGACGGCGGCCAUCAUGAACGAAGUGGAAAGGUUCUUGGCACAGAAUGGGGGCGAAGGCGAGACGGAAGAAGAAGGCGGGUUGAAGGGAGAAGAGAAGAAGAUGGCCACGGAACUGCUAUCGGCUGCGCCAAUGGGCAAGCCAGGUGGAAAUGGCAAUGGGGCGUUGGUAGAUCUAUAA
Messenger RNA from Cryptococcus wingfieldii CBS 7118, 3189 nucleotides. Its product is annotated as GTPase activating protein. The record is from RefSeq and is a predicted model, not a curated record. Lineage: Eukaryota; Fungi; Basidiomycota; Tremellomycetes; Tremellales; Cryptococcaceae. The transcript is spliced from 14 exons. Gene Ontology annotation, molecular function: calcium ion binding. The coding region runs from base 1 to 3189 and encodes 1062 amino acids.